Molecule: messenger RNA, 3021 nt
Organism: Fraxinus pennsylvanica
Lineage: Eukaryota; Viridiplantae; Streptophyta; Magnoliopsida; Lamiales; Oleaceae
Source: the annotation of a GenBank genome assembly
AUGAAGUCUUCUACGGCAAUAAUGGCAUUGUUUUCAGUUUUUGUGGUUGCAGGGUGUUUAGGUGAAGAAACCCUUCAACUCAAUGACGAUAUAUUAGGCCUCAUUGUGUUCAAGUCAGCCAUCAAAGACCCAUUAAUGCAUUUGGAUUCUUGGAGUGAAGAUGACACUUCUCCCUGUGCAUGGAACUUCAUCACUUGCAAUAACGCAAAUGGUCGAGUUACACAAAUUUUACUUAAUGGACUGAACUUAUCAGGAAAGAUUGGGAGAGGCCUCGAAAAAUUGCAGUUUUUGAAGGUAUUAUCUUUAUCUAGUAACAAUCUUACUGGCAGCAUAAAUCCAGAAUUGGCACUUAUAAAUGGCCUUGAAAAGCUUAAUCUUAGUCAAAAUAGCCUUUCAGGUAUUAUACCAACUUCUUUAGCUAACAUGAGUUCACUUCAGUUUCUUGAUCUGUCAAUGAACUCAUUAUCAGGACCUGUCCCUGAUAAUUUAUUCGAGAACUGUUUUUCGCUUCGUUUUGUUUCUUUAUCUGGAAAUCUUCUGGAAGGGCCAAUUCCAAGUACUCUUACUAAAUGUACAAGUUUGAAUCACCUUAACAUUUCCAACAAUCAUUUCUCUGGGAACCCGAGUUUUACUCUGGGAAUUUGGUCGUUAACGAGGCUCAGAACGCUUGAUCUUUCGGUGAAUCAACUGUCGGGAACUGUAACUAAUGGUAUAGCAGUUCUGCAUAACUUGAAAGAGCUCUUUUUACAUGGAAAUCACUUUACUGGAUCUUUACCAGCUGAUAUUGGUUUUUGUCCACAUUUGAGUAGGUUAGAUUUCAGUUUUAAUCGAUUUUCGGGAGAAAUUCCAGGGUCAAUGCAAAGGCUAAAAGUUCUUAACUUUCUGAGUUUAUCCAACAACUUGUUUACUGGAGAUUUUCCUUCAUGGAUCAGUAACAUGAACAAUCUCGAAUACAUUGAUUUUUCCGAAAAUGCUUUUAUGGGAUCACUGCCAAUGUCAAUGGGAGACCUCAAAUCAUUGAAGUUUCUUAGUUUGUCUAACAACAAAUUAACUGGAAACAUUCCCAAGUCCCUGGCUUAUUGUACCAGCCUAUCCAUUAUCCGAUUGAUGGGAAAUUCAUUCAACGGUAGCAUCCCCGAGGGAUUGUUCGAUAUGGGAUUGAAAGAAAUGGAUUUUUCAAGAAAUCAAAUUACUGGGUCAAUUCCUCCAGCUUCUAGAAGACUUUUUGAGUCCCUCCAGGUGUUGGAUCUAUCAGGGAACAAUCUGACAGGUGAGAUUCCAGCAGAAAUGGGACUUUUUUCCAGGCUGAGUUACAUGAAUUUGUCAGGGAAUUAUUUGGAAUCCAGGAUGCCACCAGAAUUUGGAUACUUCCAGAAUCUCACUGUGUUAGAUCUUCGGAACAGCGGUUUGAUUGGAUCCAUUCCGGGCAACAUAUGCGAUUCUGGCAGCUUGGCAAUUCUCCAACUUGAUGGAAAUCUUUUGACUGGUCCAAUUCCUGAAGAAAUUGGAAACUGUUCAUCACUCAACUUGCUGAGCUUAUCCCACAACAAUCUAAGUGGCUCCAUUCCGAAAUCAAUCUCACUGUUGAAGAAGCUCGAGGUUCUAAAGUUGGAGGUGAACCAAUUGAGUGGAGAGAUACCCCAAGAGCUUGGAAAGCUGGAAAAUCUUCUUAUUGUGAAUAUAUCGUAUAACAGGCUCGUUGGCCGGUUGCCUGCAGGAAGCAUUUUUCCGAACUUAGACGAGAGUGCAAUGGAGGGAAAUUUGGGUAUUUGCUCACCCUUGUUGAAGGGGCCUUGUAAAUUGGAUGUCCCAAAGCCUUUAGUUCUUGAUCCCUAUUCCUAUGGCAAUCAAAUAGGUGAUCAAAACAGAAGAAACGGACAUUCAGAAAGCACACGUGACGGAUUCACACAUCAUAGAUUCCUCAGCGUUUCAGCCCUUGUUGCCAUAUCAGCAUCUGUGGUGAUUGCUCUUGGAGUGAUUUUGAUAAGCUUAUUAAACGCUUCUGUUCGGAGGAGGAUUGCAUUUGUUGAAAACGCGUUGGAAAGUAUGUGCUCGAGUUCCACUAGAUCAGGAAGCCUGGCUGCAGGGAAGCUUAUUCUGUUUGACGCAAAAUCUUCGCCUGAUUGGAUCAGGACUAGUCUUGAAUCCAUACUACACAAGGCAUCAGAAAUUGGCAGCGGACUGUUUGGAACCGUGUACAAGGCAUCGUUGGGAGGCGAUGAACGAAGAAUCGUGGCAAUCAAGAAGCUCAUAACAGCCAACAUUCUUCAGCAUCAAGAAGAAUUUGAUCGUGAGGUUCGGGUUUUAGGGAAAGUAAGGCAUCCUAAUUUGAUUCCCCUUAGAGGAUACUAUUGGACUCCUCAAAUGCAGUUGCUUGUAUCAGAUUACACACCUGAAGGGAGCUUGCAAUCCCGACUCCACGAGCGCCCGCCUAUGACUCCACCUCUUUCAUGGUCCAUCAGGUUCAAAAUUGUGUUAGGCACAGCAAAGGGACUUGCACACUUGCAUCAUUCCUCGUGUCCCCCUAUUGUACACUACAACGUAAAGCCAAGCAACAUUCUCCUCGACGAGAAUCUGAAUCCAAAGAUAUCAGAUUUCGGAUUGGCAAGGCUAGUAACGAAACUCGAUAAGCACAUUCUCAGUAACAGAUUUCAAAGUGCACCAGGCUAUGUGGCGCCAGAAUUAGCCUGCCAGAGCUUGAGGGUCAAUGAAAAAUGCGACGUAUAUGGGUUCGGAGUGCUGAUUCUCGAAUUGGUGACAGGUCGAAGGCCGGUCGAGUAUGGCGAAGAUAACGUGAUGAUACUGGCUGAUCAUGUGAGGGCAUUACUAGAACAGGGAAAUGCACUAGAUUGUGUGGAUCCAAACAUGGGAAAAUACCCCGAAGACGAGGUUUUGCCUGUUCUUAAAUUGGCGUUGGUUUGCACUUCUCAAAUACCUUCCAGCAGGCCAUCCAUGGCAGAAGUGGGGAAAAUACUGCAGGUGAUCAAUACUCCAGUUCCACAGAGGAUGGAAGGAUUCUAG